AUGCAGAAUAUGUUACGAUCAAAGCCAACCAAUACACUUUCGAGCACUGCUAGGAGCUUCUUCCUUGGUGGUACAAGAUGUAAUGCACCAGAUGCCAAUUCAUGCAUGUGCCACGAAGACGAAACAUGUGUGUCAAUGAGACAACAGAGGAAGAACGAAGGUCUACUUGCGCCGAACCCAGCCUACAUAGUAUCGAAUACUCCAUAUCAAGUAGAAGGAAACCAGGAAAAUGGAACAGGUUCUCACAAGGUUCAGGGUGCUGGCAGUGUACAACAAGUUAGCUUUACUUCUUGCCGAUCAAGUAAAUCGGACUCUGUAAAAUAUGCUUCUAUGGCUGAUGAUUUUCAAAAUCAUGUUACACACUUACCGCCUCUUGAUAGUGAUCAGUUUUAUCGGGCUGGUAUUGCUGCGGUUAUUUUCAUUUCUGAUUUAGUUCAUGGUAAGCUUCUUUUAUCAGAUGGGAUGGGGAUACUAAGCUACUCUAAAAAUUGUAUGGUUGAACCCCUCUCGGCCAUUUGCAACAUCAAAUCUUCCAAUGUGAAACAAAUUAGAAAGGAGGACUUUACCAGUGUUCAUCCUAAACCACCUGUUUCUACUCAACCGGGGCCAUCAAACAAUGUAACUAGUUAUCAUGGUUCAAAGGGGAAAGGUGAUAAGUCAAAGAUAAGUAAAGGCUUUAAGCAUGUUGCUUCUUCAAUAACUGAGAAGUCAGAAGUAACCCCCAGUGUUCCUUUCAAUAAUCAUAACAGCAGACCCUUACCACCACAGAGGACGAGAACAUGUUCAAAUCAAUUUGUCACAAAACUUGGUUCCAACAGGCCAGCUUCUUUGGAUUUUAUACCCUGUUGUUUUCCCCGCCGCGGUUGA
Messenger RNA from Lathyrus sativus (Indian pea), 867 nucleotides. The record is from the annotation of a GenBank genome assembly. Lineage: Eukaryota; Viridiplantae; Streptophyta; Magnoliopsida; Fabales; Fabaceae.